UAUAGCUCGAUUAAUAUGACUAAUAAUACUUUGAUGAGUUCACUUUGAGUAUUGUUAAGUGUUGAUUUACAAUGAGGCGUUUGACGUUUAACAGCUCACCAUAGCGCCCCCUGCUUCCCUUUUUCACCUGGUUACUUAUUACAGCAAAAGGUGUCAAUGACUCAAUUAGCGCUUAGUAAAUGGGGGCGGUGUCUGCGUGUUUUAGGAGAGCGUCUGCUCCGACUCCGCCCCUCUCUUCAUGCACCGGGCUGCGCCGCUUCUCAGACCCAAUGCACCAACGGCUCAGUGCGGCGGCGCCUGCUGCUCUAACGGUCAGCAGCCGAACCGGAGAAGAACUUUACAGCGUUUUUACUGGAAAAUCACUGAAACUGGACUCGGAUUCUGUCUUUUUGUUCCAGCCUCGACUUCCAGCGACAAGUGACCACCACUGGAUUGGAUGGUUCCAGAUCGUCACCACACCGCACUGUGCAGCUGCACUUAUUUUUGAGCAGAUGUCAACAAAGCCAGAAACCCUAAAAAGAGCGAGCCAGCAGACCUGACCAGUCUAUAACGGACUUGACCAGGGUCCAGCAGACCUGUGCUGCCUCCAGGACCAACCAAACCUCUCAGUUUUAUGGCUUCUUCAUUCACUCAGCCAUGCAGAACAGGCAACCACUAAGAGUGGGAGAAGGUUUGAAAUCACACGUGAUAAACACAGAUAAAAGUUGAGUCGGCCACUUCAGGGUGCAAGAGGUCAAGACCCGUUGAUUGAAUCACCUCCCCAACUGUAGCUCUCAGGUCACUGCUGUCCACGGCCAAGCCAGUGAAAGAGUGAAAGCUCAAAUCUGAGAAGAGGAAACUACAGCUUGUUUGAUCUUCGUCCAUUUUGUUUUGGUCAUGAAUCUCCAGGAAAAGCUCUCGGGCCUCAAAGGCCUGGUCUCACACUCUCACAGCAAGCGCCGAUUCAAAUCUGACCUCACUGUGGACAUGAUCAGCCCACCUCUGGGCGAUUUCCGCCACACAAUGCAUGUGGGUCGUGGCGGCGACGUGUUUGGCGACACCUCCUUCCUCAGCAAUCAUGGUGGCUCAGCCAACGGGAACAACAGGGACACGGAUUCUAUCUCCAGCCCGGACAACAAGAUUGGAGCCUUCUUCUCCAGGACUCUGCGACAGAUCAGGAGGGGUUCCUCCGACCCCAGGCCCCGAGGAGGAUCCAAGGACCUUUCUCCGCCGCCUCCUCCCGUUUCUCCCAUUAUCAAGAACGCCAUCUCCUUACCGAGGCUAGAUGUCGACAUGUCCAAUGGAGGUCCUACCACAAAGAUGCUGUUCUCCAGUUGUCACAGUACACCAGAGGAGAAGAAGAGCUCCUACGGUCUGGACUCUGGUUUCGUCACCCUGCCUCGUCUCUCCCGCGCUGAGCGUCAGCAGCCAUCUAUCUCCCUCCCCACUUCCCACCCCACCAACAUUCACCGCGGGUCCCUGACCGACCCCACUGACCCCAUCCUGUCCACCACCACGGUGUUGCUGACCUCUGAGUGCAAAGCCACCACUGCUUACUCCGACUCACUGCCCUCCCUCGCCUCCCUGGACGCCUUUACCUUCGACCUGGGCCCCUCCCUCAUGAGUGAAGUGUUCGGCUUAAUUGACGGAAACUCAGAGGAGCCUGGUCAUCUCUGGGAGAGAGAGGAGGCCGGGUCAGCAUGUGGGUUGACCAACGACGGCUCAGAGAUGGACUCUGCCACCAUCUCCUACGUGGACGCCGACGCGGAGCGCCUGCUGAGGGGGGGCGGCAGCGGUCGGAAGGGCCCCAACCCAGCUGAUUCUGAGGAUGAGGAGGCCGUGAGUGAGGUGAACGGAGUCAGGGUUCCAGUAAGAGUGCCUGAUGUGGUGAUGGGAUCCCCUGAAAGAGUGAGGGUUGGAGCAGGGAUGGAGAGCGAGAGGUUCCAGAGCGCUACCAACGUGCUGGCUCGCCACUAUGGCGUUGGUCUUUUAAAGGGACAGAGCAGAGCAGAGACGGCAGAUUCAGAGAUGAUGAUGAGCGUCAGCCAGCCCAAGAAGAUGUCUUACAGUUACAUGGACGACGAGGAUGAAAUCAAAGUCUGA
Messenger RNA from Cynoglossus semilaevis (tongue sole), 2082 nucleotides. RefSeq names its product CDC42 effector protein (Rho GTPase binding) 1a (gene cdc42ep1a). Gene Ontology annotation, molecular function: small GTPase binding. Gene Ontology annotation, biological process: positive regulation of actin filament polymerization; regulation of cell shape; positive regulation of pseudopodium assembly. Gene Ontology annotation, cellular component: cytoplasm; plasma membrane; cytoskeleton. The transcript is spliced from 4 exons. Bases 877 to 2082 code for a protein of 401 amino acids. NCBI's taxonomy places the organism in Eukaryota, Metazoa, Chordata, Actinopteri, Pleuronectiformes, Cynoglossidae. The record is from RefSeq and is a predicted model, not a curated record.